This is a messenger RNA of Acanthosepion pharaonis, 1611 nucleotides long. NCBI's taxonomy places the organism in Eukaryota, Metazoa, Mollusca, Cephalopoda, Sepiida, Sepiidae. The record is from the annotation of a GenBank genome assembly.
AUGUAUCCUCAUCUCAUCUACAUCUUUAUCUAUCUAUCUAUCUAUCUAUCUCAGUCUUUCAUUAUCUAUCUAUCUAUCUAUCUAUCUAUCUAUCUAUCUUUUUUCAUCUAUCUAUCUAUCUCUAUUUUCAUAUUUAUAUCUAUAUAUUGUAGACUGUUAUCUAUCUAUCUAUCUAUCUAUCUAUCUAUCUAUCUAUCUAUCUAUCUAUCUAUCUAUCUAUCUCAGUGUGUUCCUUUAUCUAUCUAUCUAUCUAUCUAUCUAUCUUCUCAUCAUAUCCAUCUAUCUAUCUUCUCAUAUCCAUCUAUCUAUCUAUCUAUCUAUCUAUCUAUCUAUCUAUCUCUAUCUAUCUAUCUCACCGCAGAUAAUUCUUUCUUUUUAGACCCCGAUUUUUUUUUUUUUUUAUUUCUUUCUUUCUUUCUUUCUUUCUUUGUCUUCUUAUUUUCUUUCGAUUUUCUCUACCUGCUUUCUUUCUUGCUUUCUUUCUUUCUUUUCUCAGCUUCUUUCUUUCUCUUUUUGUGUGUUUCUUCUUUUUUUUUCUCUCGCUUCAAAUUCGUUCUUUCUUUCUUUCUUUCUUUCUUUCUUUCUUUUCCAUCUUCUUUCUUUUUUUCCCUCUGCCUUCUUAUUUUCUUUCGCUUUUCUCCACCUGUCUUCUUUCUUGCUUUCUUUCUUCUUCUUCCCUUCUUUCUUUCUUUCUUUCUUUCUUUCUUUCUUUCUUUCUUUCUUUCUUCUACAGUGCCUGCUUUCUUUUUUCUUUCUUCUUCUCCACCUUCUUUCUUUCUUUCUUCUUCUACACCUUCUUUCUUGCUUUCUUUCUUUUUCAGUAUUUUCUUUCUUUCUUUCUUUCUUUCUUUCUUUCUUUCUUUCUUUCUUUCUUUCUUCUACUGUACCUGCUUUCUUUUUUCUUUCUUCUUCUCCAGCUUCUUUCUUUUUUUUUCUUUUUCUUCUUUUGCUUCUUUAGAUUUUUAUUAUUUUUUCUUCUACUUAUUUUUUUUUUUUUUUCUUUUUUCUUUCUUUCUUUCUUUCUUUCUUUCUUUCUUUCUUUAUUUAUUUAUUUAUCUUCCUUUUUUUUUCUUUUUUUCUUUCUUUCUUUUUUUCUUUUUCUUCUACUGUGCCUACUUUCUUUUUCUUUCUUCUUCUCCAGCUUCUUUCUUGCUUUCUUUCUUCCUCAGCAUUUUCUUUCUUUCUUUUUUUCUUCUACUGUGCCUGCUUUCUUCUUUCUUCCUUUCUUUUUUUCUUUCUUUCUUCUUCGUGCCUGAUUUCUUUCUCUUUUCUUGCUUUCUUUCUUCUUCCGAAUUUUCUUUCUUUCUUUCUUUUUUCUUAUACUGUGCUUUCUUUCUUUCUUCUUCUCCACCUUCCCUUUUCUUAUUUUCUUUCUUUCUUUCUUUCUUCCUUUCUUUCUUUCUUCCUUUCUUUCUUUCUCGCUUUCUUUCUUUCUUUUCUUCUUUAUUAAUUUUCUCAAAUAUUUUUUCCCGUUUCUUAUGCUAUGAAAUGAUUCCAUUUUUAAUUGAGACCUCCUCACCGCUUUCCAUCUUUAGAGCACAUGAUCUUAGCCAUAAUUACGUCGAACAGCAUUCUACGAACGAAUCACCAUUCACAAGAAAAGCCGAAUAA